Molecule: messenger RNA, 597 nt
Organism: Lachancea nothofagi CBS 11611
Lineage: Eukaryota; Fungi; Ascomycota; Saccharomycetes; Saccharomycetales; Saccharomycetaceae
Source: the annotation of a GenBank genome assembly
AUGACCGAACAACAGCUGAUGGAGGAUGAGAAUUUUAGCGUAGAUGAAGAAAUGAAUGAGUUUGAUGACAAUGAAGAAGCCCCUAUCGAUAACGCUUCCUUAUUCCCAGAGUCUGGUGUCAAAAACGAUGAAGAGCCGAGAUUGGAAAACGGAGCAGGAAACCUAUUUGAAAUACCCGAAUUUACACGAAAGGACAAAACGCUAAAUGAAAUACUCGAUAUGAUGGAGGACAAUCCGCCAAUCAUCCCAGAUGCGGUAAUCGACUACUAUCUCACCAGGAAUGGGUUUGACUGUGCUGAUGUCCGAGUAAAAAGACUGCUGGCAUUGGCAACUCAAAAAUUUGUCAGCGAUAUUGCCACAGAUGCCUAUGAGUACUCUCGUAUACGCUCUGCGAUUACCGUUCACAACUCGAAUAAUGGACAAGCCCGAGCAAGGCAAUUGAUUUUGGGACAGCAGCAACCGGGGCAACUCACACAACAACAGCAACAGCAAAAUGAAAAGACAAAGGCAAACAAAGUUGUACUUACCGUCAACGACCUGAGUAGUGCUGUCUCCGAAUAUGGUUUGAAUGUCUCAAGACCGGAUUUCUAUCGUUAA